Acytostelium subglobosum LB1 is the source of this 1767-nucleotide messenger RNA. RefSeq lists its product as hypothetical. Gene Ontology annotation, cellular component: 90S preribosome; nucleolus; small-subunit processome. The transcript has 2 exons. The record is from RefSeq and is a predicted model, not a curated record. NCBI's taxonomy places the organism in Eukaryota, Evosea, Eumycetozoa, Acytosteliales, Acytosteliaceae. Bases 1 to 1767 code for a protein of 588 amino acids. Gene Ontology annotation, biological process: maturation of SSU-rRNA from tricistronic rRNA transcript (SSU-rRNA, 5.8S rRNA, LSU-rRNA). Gene Ontology annotation, molecular function: protein binding.
AUGGAUGCACAGUCAAGAGAUGAUGAGGAUGAGGAUAGAACAAAGUUAUGGAAGAAUACAAACCUAUUCAGUGUGUCAGAGCUGAGUGGUGAGGUAGAUGAUGAGAGUGAUGAUGAUGAUGAUGACCAAGACGAGAAGAUCAAACAAGAGGUGGAAGACGAUGAUGAGGAUAAUGAUGGUAUUGAUGAUGUACCAGUUGGUCAAAAGAGAAAGAAUCCAUCAGAGUUCAACAAUGAUAAUAAUAAUAAUAAUGAUGAUGAUGAAGAUGAGGAUGAAGAGAAACAUGAUGAAGUGGAUACACCAGUACAUUUGAAGAGUAUACCAACUGGAGCGAGAAAGUACAUGAAGGGCAACAUAGUACCAGCGACAGGUAUCACCAACCCUGUUCUCAAAGCAAAGCUCGAGAGACAAGCUGCCAACCAAAGAACAGCAGCCAUCUCUGCCCUCAAGGCUGAGAUCUUGGUCCAAGCAGACGCUGGAUUCAUCCAGCCUGACGAAGGUGAGAGGACAUAUGCACUGACACAGAAGGACAUUGUAAAGGCUGUGGACAUGCAGUCAAAGAAUAAGGUGUUUGACUUGACGUUGGAUCAUGGACCUUACACUUUGGAUUACUCACGCGAUGGAAAGUACUUGUUGAUGGCCGGUGCAAAGGGCCACGUUGCAUCACUCGACUGGAGGAAUGGAAAGAAGAUCACAGAGACUCAUCUGUCUCAGCCAGCACGCCACGCAUGCUUCCUGCACAACGAACAGAUGUUCGCCGUCGCUCAAAAGAAGUACACAUAUAUAUACAGCAGCGCUGGCGUGCAGCUGCAUCAGCUCAAGGCGCACUUUGACCCCAAGUUCCUCUCAUUCCUGCCGUACCACUUCCUUUUGGUGAGCGCUACGAAUCGCGGCAAGCUCGUCUACGAGGACAUAUCGAUUGGUCGUGUACAGGGCAAUCACUCAUUCAAGGGCACCCUGUCGGCAAUGUGCCAGAAUCGCUCCAACGCCGUCAUUCAGCUCGGCUACACCAACGGCUCUGUCGACCUGUGGGUGCCCAAGGCACACCAGCCGGUCGUCAAGAUCCUCGCUCACAAGACCGCCAUCACUUCCCUCGCCACCAGUUUGUCGGGCAACUACCUUGUCACUGCUGGCCUCGACCGCAUGGUCAAAGUGUUUGAUCUCAGAAACAGCUACGAGGAGGUUCGCACCUUCAGCGUGAAGAACGUGCCCACGUCCAUGGCACUGUCCGACACAAACGUGUUGGCUAUUGGCAACGGACGCCAGGUAUCCAUAUGGCAAAACCCAUUCGAUCCAAGCAUUAGCGAGCCAUACCUUAUCCCCAAGGUACAUGACAAUGUUACCUCAGUCAAGUUCUGUCCAUUCGAGGAUGUCAUGACUGCCGGUCACGGCAAGGGUAUCUCAUCAAUGUUGGUGCCAGGCUCUGGUAUGGCCCAGUACGACUCACUGGAGGCCGAUCCAUACGCAACCAAGAAGAUGAAGAGCGAGGCCGAGGUGCACGCUCUGCUCGAGAAGAUCCCAUACGAUAUGAUCUCGCUGGAUCCCAACGUCAUUGGAACGAUCAACCAGAAUGUCAGCACCGAGGAGAAGAAGCACAAGCGCGAGGUCCAGAAACAGGUCGACAAGAACAGAGUCACCGUCGAUCACAAGAAGGUCGAGGCCAUGGAGGCCAAGAAGAGGGCUCAGAAGGAGGCCCGAGAGCGCGAGAUCUUGGAGCCAACCAAGACCAGGAGUGCUCUGUCUCGCUUCGAACAAAAGAAGAAGUAA